ACCUCGCUAAGUACACUACAUGGAGCGGACAUGAAGCGAAUCAUGGGAACGUGUGUGAGAUAAUGGGCAGCGUCCAAUCUGUGGUUGUAGACAGUGUCACUAGGUAUCAGUAUCAGCGAGACACUUCGAUCUCGGAUAAGGGAACUUACCCUGUAUGUGUUCAGUACAAUAUUAGGGAGACAGGAAUGUUUUCGUGCAGGGUGAAAAAUGCGACCUGGCAACCCGCCGGGCGGGUGCGUUACCGUGUCUGAGCGAUUUCCCCCCAACGUGUCACGUUGCCAAAAACAGGUGAACGAUGACCUUUUAAGACUUGUCGGAUAAGCUGCUGUUCAUCAUGAAGAAGCGAGCUGCCAAGGCGUCGGAGCCGGACGAUUCUUUGUGUUGCUGUGAGUAUGUGGACCGACUUGGUGGGCGGAGUCACAUGGCAUCGUGCUGCUGUGACUGUGAGGAUCUGGACGAGGCUUGUGACAGAUGGACAAAGAGAAAACCCCAAAACCCAGACUCUCUGUCUCGAGUGGCAGCCACGGUGACUGAUCGUCUACGAGUACCCUGGAUUUCAGGAGCUAAAAAAGUCGAUCUGUCCCUGAUCCCGCCUCUCAUCCUACUCCCCAUCCUUUUGCACAUCGCUGCUCUGCACUACCUGCUGGGUAUCGUAGUCCUGACAGCGCUACCAGGCAUGGUGCUUUGGUAUUACUAUUUCACUCACCGCAAGAAAGGACGCACGCUGUUCUUCCUCAGCCUGGCACUGUUCUCCCUGUUCUACAUGUACUACCUCUUCCUCACCGAGGUUGUGCCGCGAGGCGACGUCACCAACAUACAGCUGGGGAUUAUCACGCUAGGCGUGUCGCUUACACUCCUAGCCCUCGUGCGUACCAAGAAAGGGCCGGGCUACGUCAAGCCCGGUCCUGCUGACACACACAGCACAGUGACCUAUCACAGCCCUCUCCCAGAUAUAGACUCCUCUUACCACAACGGUUCACGCCAUCAGGUGGUGAUAGCCAAUCGGACGAGUCCUGCUGAGCAGGGCGCUGAGCCCAGAACUGUCGCAGGCGGUGAGUUGGAGAAAGACAUCAGCAGGAGAAACUGGUGUCCGUUUUGCAAGCUGGUGCAACCUCCAAGAGCCGGACACUGCAGAAUCUGUUGCGCUUGUGUCCUACGUUUGGAUCAUCACUGUGUCUGGAUUAACAGCUGUGUGGGGCAGGCUAACCAUCGCAGCUUCCUGCUGACACUCUUCUUCUUCCUGUUGACCUCGCUGUAUGGAAUCAGCCUGGUGCUGCGCAGCGUGUGUCCCACCCAGAGCCUCCUGACCGCCCUGCUCUAUUGUCCUGACGUCUACAGUCAGUCCAGCUCGGCUUUGUGCUACACCUGUGCCUGGUACAGCAGCAUUGUGACUGGCGGCCUGCUCCACCUACUAGUGCUGCAGCUGAUCAACGUCAGCUACAACGUAACCGAGCGAGAGGCUCGGAUCGCUCUGAGAGACAAAACUGGACGCAGUCUCUUCUGGGGCCUCAUCAUCGACACGGGUGUGUACUCCCGUGGCUUUCAUAGCAACUGGACUGAAUUCCUCACUAUGGGUGAGACGGUGGAGCCCAAAGCCUUGAAACCUACAGAUCUGGUUUAGAUGUCUGCUACAUGUAUGAGCCUUAAAGAAGUGUGACUGUUUGGAGGUCACAAAAAGCUAUUAGACCGAAACAUUGCACACGUGCAGACACACCGCAGGCCUGAGUUUAGUUUUAUUUCUCUGUUUUGAACUAAGUACCAGAGAGGAUGUAAUUCUUUUCUUUGUCCACUAGGUGGGAGCAGUAUACUUCACACUUCUGUAUAUUUCAUUAGGCUAUAACCAAAUCCUUAUCAGUGCUCUCAACAGUGAGGAAGUCUGAAAAUUAAACUGUUCGCCAGACCCAACAUCUGUACAUCCUAAGCCAUAUAAAGUAUGCAGUGAAACCAUA
Molecule: messenger RNA, 1949 nt
Organism: Silurus meridionalis
Lineage: Eukaryota; Metazoa; Chordata; Actinopteri; Siluriformes; Siluridae
Gene: zdhhc23b
Product: zinc finger DHHC-type palmitoyltransferase 23b
Exons: 5
Coding region: 335-1621 (428 amino acids)
Biological process (GO): protein targeting to membrane; peptidyl-L-cysteine S-palmitoylation
Cellular component (GO): Golgi apparatus; endoplasmic reticulum
Molecular function (GO): protein-cysteine S-palmitoyltransferase activity
Source: RefSeq, a predicted model, not a curated record